GUGGGAGGUGAAGUGCUGUAACGUUCACAUGAGCGGUCGGGGUGACCGAUUGCCGGUGGUGUUACGUUUUGCGUAAGGAAGAUGGCGAUCGUCGGGCUGCAGUUUGACGGAGCCGGCCGCGUCCGCCUGAAGCGCAGACUUUAAGUGACGCGAGUGUAUGUGUUUCGGAGAGGAGAGCGGAAAGGAAAAGUAGGAGCGAAUCGAGAACGGGAAGCUGUGCGUCGCUGUUGCGAGCGUGAGAGUGAGUGGAGUGUGUCCGCAGUCUCUGCCUCUCUUUCCCCUGCCCCUCCGGGCUUCAAGGUGCCGCUCAGGACCCUCGGGGGUGCAGGGAUGUUUUCUGUUUUGUCCUAUGGAAGACUGGUGGCCAGAGCAGUAUUAGGAGGACUUUCCCAGACGGAUUCUCGGGAUUAUAGCCUAGUUACAGCCAGUUGCGGCUUUGGGAAGGACUUCAGGAAAGGGAUAUUGAAGAAGGGAAUGUGUUAUGGAGAUGAUGCGUGUUUCAUUGCCCGGCACAGGAGUGCUGAUGUUUUGGGGGUAGCAGAUGGAGUUGGAGGUUGGAGAGAUUAUGGUGUUGAUCCUUCCCAAUUCUCAGGGACCCUGAUGCGAACAUGUGAGCGUCUAGUAAGGGAAGGACGUUUUGUACCAACCAACCCUGUAGGGAUUCUUACUGCAAGCUAUUGUGAAUUACUACAGAACAAAGUACCAUUGUUAGGGAGUAGUACUGCUUGUUUAGUUGUUUUGGACCGUAGUAAUCAUCAGUUACAUACAGCAAACUUGGGAGACUCUGGCUUCUUGGUGGUUCGAGGUGGAGAAGUGGUUCACCGGUCAGAUGAGCAACAGCACUACUUUAACACCCCCUUCCAACUGUCAAUAGCACCACCUGAAGCAGAAGGUGUUGUCCUGAAUGAUAGCCCUGAUGCUGCUGACAGUACUUCCAUUGAUGUCCAGCUAGGAGAUAUCAUCUUGACAGCAACUGAUGGUUUAUUUGAUAACAUGCCUGACUACAUGAUCUUACAGGAGUUAAAGAAACUGAAGAAGACCAAUUACGAGAGUAUUCAACAAACAGCAAGGAGCAUUGCAGAACAGGCUCAUGAAUUGGCAUAUGAUCCAAACUAUAUGUCACCAUUUGCACAAUUUGCUUGUGAUAACGGACUUAAUGUGCGAGGAGGUAAACCAGAUGACAUCACUGUUCUGCUGUCAAUCGUAGCUGAAUAUACAGACUGACUAUUUCAAAGGCAUAGUCACAUUAAUGUAAAUUUCCUAAUCCAAUGUUUCCUGCUGGCAGGACCUUGUUUUCCUGACUACAAAUUUUUAAAGGCUAGUCAUUCCCACAGUACAAUUUCUCUUCAGUUCCUGUGGAUUUUUAGUACUCAAAUACUGUUUUAUCUGUUUUACUCCCAGCAAGUUUCUCCAAAUAAUCAUAAAUAUCCCUUAUUAAGGGGGAAAAGUAUGAAAAACCCCCUCCAGUAGAGUUUGAACAGUUUUGGUAAUUCUGAAGGAAUGUUGGUAUCUUGUCUGUGGGUAUAGUAGUGGAUAAUCUCUUGCCCAUGAAAUUAGACGUUCUAUCCAGAGAUGAGCACAGGAAUAACUAGUCUUUCCAAGGAAUGUAAAAAUAUUGAAAAUCAUGGAUAUAUUUAUGUUCACAUAAUAAAAUGCUUAGACCCUAGAAA
Chiloscyllium plagiosum (whitespotted bambooshark) is the source of this 1670-nucleotide messenger RNA. RefSeq names its product protein phosphatase PTC7 homolog. Gene Ontology annotation, molecular function: protein serine/threonine phosphatase activity. Gene Ontology annotation, biological process: protein dephosphorylation. The record is from RefSeq and is a predicted model, not a curated record. Gene Ontology annotation, cellular component: mitochondrion. NCBI's taxonomy places the organism in Eukaryota, Metazoa, Chordata, Chondrichthyes, Orectolobiformes, Hemiscylliidae.